Molecule: messenger RNA, 4423 nt
Organism: Cuculus canorus (common cuckoo)
Lineage: Eukaryota; Metazoa; Chordata; Aves; Cuculiformes; Cuculidae
Gene: HERPUD1
Product: homocysteine inducible ER protein with ubiquitin like domain 1
Exons: 8
Coding region: 32-1174 (380 amino acids)
Biological process (GO): ubiquitin-dependent protein catabolic process; negative regulation of endoplasmic reticulum stress-induced intrinsic apoptotic signaling pathway; endoplasmic reticulum unfolded protein response
Cellular component (GO): endoplasmic reticulum membrane
Molecular function (GO): transmembrane transporter binding
Source: RefSeq, a predicted model, not a curated record
CCGGCCUGGCGUUGCUGCUGCUGCCGCCGCCAUGGAGGAGGUGCUGUCGCUGCUGGUGCGGAGCCCCGCGCAGCGGCACCCCGACCUGCGCCUUCGCGCCGCGUCCGCAUGGACCGUGCGCCGCCUCAAGGCCGAGCUGCGCCGUCUCCUGCCCGAGGCGCCGCCUGAAGAGGACCAAAAGCUGAUUUAUGCUGGGAAGCUACUGCUUGAUCAUCAUCACCUGGGAGAGUUGUUGCCAAAGCAGGGGGAAUUGCACGCUCUUCAUUUGGUGUACAACUUCAAGAGUCCUGCAGAUGUGCCAGAAACCAGUUCAGAGGUUAAAGCUGGUCAGCUAGAGCCAUCGUCAGAAGCUAGUCAAGAACCAUCUGUUUCUUCUUCAAAUGGUGAAAGACCAAGAUGCUCUUCUGGUGGCCAGUCUUCAGCAGACGCCAGUAACAGGCUUGAAACACCUCGGCCUCCCUUCCAACGUGUGGCUCCUGGCUUCUCUGCUUAUACAACCUACAGCAUGCUUCAGAUGUCCUGGCUUCAACAGAUUUAUGCAAGACAAUAUUACAUGCAAUACUUGGCUUCUGCUGCUGCCUCUGCUGAUCCAUCCCGUGCACAGCAUUCUCAGGAGAUACCAGUGGCACCCCAAGCUCCUCUCCCAGAUCCAUUUCCUGCACAAAACCAGCCUGGAAACCAGAAUGCUGCUGCCCAGGUUAAUGCAGUGGCCAACCAGAACUUGCGGAUGAAUGCCCAAGGGGGUCCCCUCAUGGGGGAAGAGGAGGAGGAUGGCAAUCGAGAUUGGUUGGACUGGCUUUACUCAGCAACACUGUUCUAUGUUUUUGUCAACAUUAUCUAUUUCUACUCCAGCGUUAGCAGAUUCCUCCUGGUUAUGGGUGGCACUGUGCUGAUGUAUCUGCACCAUGUUGGAUGGCUCCCAUUUAGACGAAGACCAGUUCAGCCCAUUCCAGGCAAUGUUCCUCCUCAAGCUGCAAUAAACCAGGACCAGAACAAUAACUUGCAGGGAGAAAAUGCAGGCAGAGCAGAUGAACCUGAGGCACCUCCCGAUGAUGGACGAGAUUUACAAGAACUGCAGAUGGCCAACCCUUCACUUAUGAACACAGCAUGGGUUUUUUUCAAGACUUUUUUUGCGUCCCUCCUUCCAGAAGGGCCUGGUGUGACCCGCAACUGACUUGUCACCUGUCUCCUAGUCUGGAACUGCAAUGGGCUUUACUCUGAGUGAACUGGAUACCAACUCCAAACCAAGAGUGACAGAGGCACUUUCUCUGGUGUUCACUGACUGAGCAAAUGAAGUGGCAAGAAGCCUUAAGUCAUUACAGCCUAGAGACCAGGAUGCUUGAACUCAUUCCAAAGAACUUUGUUCUGUAGUGUUGAUUUGGUACCUAUGUAGAUGCUUGGCAUUAUAACUUGUGUACUAGAUACACAAGCUCUAAGCAGGUGUGCAAAAAAUGUUAGAGAAGCACAUGGCUUCUUCUGUGCAAUGUGAUUCCUGUGGGAAUGUUUUAAAUGCUAUUUCAAUUACACUGAGUGUAGAAUAUAAAAAUUGCUAGAUAUGCAUUAGCAGACUUUUUAGGAAAGGUCUAUUGUUAAAUUGCUUCAACAAUAGUUUAAAUUUUCUGUGUAAAUAUUUUCCUGUGAAGGUUGUAUGGUGCAAUUUUCUUCUAGGACAAAGUGGAGGACAAAGACAGUGACCUCUUUGAUAAGCAAUUACCUUGGAAGGGUUGCAGGCUAAAUGUUAUAUUGCCAAAUUGAGAUAGCUUAAACUCAAGAUUUAAUUUCCUCCCCUGCCAAAUAAUGGGAGAAGUGUGUUCAGCUCUAGUAACAACAGCUAUUCAUGAAGCUUGUAAUGCUUUUCCUCAGUGCUACCUGCAGUUGGCCAGUCUGUCUGUUUAGGAAUGUUUUAUCAGCUGGUACAGGCAAUUGUGACAGCCUAACCGGUAACACCUGACCUUGCACUUAAAGUCAGACUGUUAGGUAUGAUUUGCUGGUGUUACCUGUGGUAGCAAGCGUAAUCAUAAUGAUGUUUUGGCUUUGAACAAUGAUUUCCUUUCAAUGUUUCUUACCAAAUAAUGUUUCUGCCACAUCUUCAAUUUGCUGGAGACUUGGCGAGGAUGGGUAGGACAAAGUGGUAAAAUUCAGCAAUAAAGUAAUUCUGUAAAUAUUUAGAAUGAAGUGGUUUGAGAGAAGGUGGGUUUUGUUACUUGGAAUAUACUCAUAAGCCUUUGAGACUGUUCUUGGAGGUGGCAUCCACUCAUCUUGUUAGUGGCAAGUUUACCUUAUCCUCUGCUCUGCCUUUGGAUGAUGGAAUUUUUCUGGGGUAUCUCACUGUUGCUCAUAUGUCAGCAGUGUGCCUCAGUGGAGAUGUGUCUGGGCCCAGUCUUGGGAGGAGAGGGUAUUUCUUGGCAGCUGGAAGUGAACUGUUUUGGUACUGGCUUAAGCAGCAAGGACAGAGAGCAUGAUUACUUGUGUAACAUCUGAUCUGAGAAGUUACUAGAGACAAAAACAUCUGUUUUGUUGUCUUGAGGUUUUUGCUACUCCUGCAAGCAAGCAGAUUGGUUUAAAAUUAGCUGGGAAACUAAGCAUAGCUAAUCUCACUGGAGGGACGUAGUGAGGCUUAGUGAAAUGUGUACCUCUUGUUGCCAUUGGGGUGGAGGGGAGCUGUGGUGACAGUAGGGGACUCUGGGCAAGUCUUAUUGACUAAUUGCUGUGUAAUUCCACAGAGAUGAUGGCUGGUGCUGUGCCCAGGCAGGAGGACGGGGAGGGAGGAGAGCACCAGUGCCUGAGCCAGCCCAGUGUUUGUGGUGUGGCCCUGACUCCUGUUGCUGAUCCUGACCAGAGGAGGGCUCAGCUUUGCCUGAGACUGCCUGGGAGUGAACAGGGAUGGUUGAGGUGUGGAAGCAGUGGAAGGAACUGAGGCAGCUCUGCCUAGAAGAACAACAAUGCAAACAGUGAGCUGAGUAAAUUGUGAUGAUGAGGAAAGUGAUACAGCCUGUGUGCUAGCAGUGAGUGAGAUAGCAUGGGCCUUGAAUUAGUUGAGGGAAUUAAGGUUAGGCAUUAGUUAACAAUGAACCUUGAAGCUUCCAAAGCAAGGCUACAGAAGAAGUGUAGGCAUUCCAGUGAUUUUUCUGGGAAUAAUGUGACCCUGUGCUGGGACAGAAGUGCUGGAGUAGCAAAGAACAGAAAGGACUUCAAGGCUAUGGGUUUAGGAAGCUGGGUUUGUCUUGGCUCAUGCAUCAAGCCAAGUGAUUCUGCUGUUAGUUGAAAUCUCUUCAUGCCUGCAAGCAGAGCUUGCAAAGGUACUGGUGUAGCCCAGCUGCACCGAGCAUCUGGUGCAGGGUGUCCCAGGGGGCUGGUGGUGGUGGGCCAUAGGGCAGCACAAGGAGCAACAGAGUGAAAACAGCUGCUCUGUGGCUUUGGCUCCUGAAAUCCUCUGGCAGCUGGCCCCAUGUGAGAGCAGGUCUCUGUCCUGCUGGAAAACAAGUUGAGGGAGAAUUGUAUUUGUAUUAUCUCUGGCAUUUUUCUCACUGCCUCUAAUGGGCUGCUUGUUUGAGGAGUCACUGAGGUCCUGUUCGUCACCAAACAAUGCUCUUGUCCUUGGCCCAUAGAACAUGAGAAUGAGGUUGUUACUGAGCAGAUCAGCUGUGUGUGGGCUGCCUUCCCCUUUCCUUCAAAGAGCUCCUUCAUGGGUGCAUGUGCCUGUUGUCCCUAUUCUCAGCAGCCAGGGACAUCCCAAUGGUUGUGCACCUGCCCAGCAAAAGUGCAUUGCAAUCCAUUUCUAGCUGUUUGAGGCCGGUGGGAUUUGCAGAGCUGUGCAUCCUAGGGGCCUCUCCCCAUAGAUCUCUCCUGCCAACCAGAGGCCAUCUCAGGGCAAUUGCCCUAUCUGUUGCCAAACUUGCCAACUGCACAUUCAUUGCAUCUUCCCAGCCCCUCUGCUUCAUAAGACCAGCUCUUGAAAUGUCUCCUAGUGUUUAAUAUUGUCUGAAUAUCAAAUGGAAUGGGGUAAUGGUAAAACCAGGCUUGAUGUACAGUUGAAGUCACAAACCUGGGGAGGGGGGGCUUGAGGUCAGCCAAUGCUCAUCUGCUUGCCAAGGAGAGCUGGGUGAAUGCUGGUAGGAGAUGCUCUAGGUUUGUCUCUUGUGUCUGCUCAUUGGCCUGUGCUGCAGAGGAACCACCUGGAAUUGCUUAUAUUAGCACUGAAAGUUGUAUUGGCUGCUUUUUUUAGUCUGGGUUUGCAGUGCAGAGUCAGUGCUGCAGAAAUACAGCUGGGUCCAGGUUUCAACCCAGCUGCCUAUGGCAGCCUAAGCUGUGAAAAGCCUGGGCUCAUCUAGGUCUGCUUGUGUGUUCCAGCUUAUUUUGUGGUAUUUGGGGGUUAUGAGUGAUACAAUAAAAAUCAGGUUGGUUUCAAGAGAAUUUCCUGGAA